AAACAGUAGAGAGUACACAUUUGGCAAUGUAUCUUAAAGUAUCGGGGUGCAUAGGUCAAUUAGCUCGAAUUUUUCUCUGAAAUACAUCUUCCCCAUUUCUCCUCGCGAAUUAGGGUUUAAAAUCAAAAUUCAAAAUUGCUGCAGAAUCAUCACGGCAAAAGUUUUCUUGUGAUUCGCGAUUGUUGGGUGGAUAUGGAAAGGUCCAUUGAACCGAGGGCUUCUUCCUCUGAGAAGCUCCAAAAGUGCUCUCAUGGGAACGAUGCAAGUCCAGUUGAUAGGAUCAGCAAUCUGCCGGAGCCUAUCAUUUGUCACAUUCUCUCGUUUUUACCCACAAAGUUUGCUGUUGGAACUAGCAUUUUAUCGAAAAGUUGGCAAUUUCUCUGGGCUAAAGUUAACACCUUAGAUUUCAAUGACGAGUUAUUGCUUAACAGCGAUGAAGAAGAGGAUGAAGACGACGAAUUCGCAGGCGGCGGCGACGGCGACGGCGAGAAUAAGAAUUUUGAGGAAUUUGUUAACAGUGUCUUUAUUCGACACAAGUCUGUCACACUGGAGAAGUUUCGUCUCCGUUGGAGGCGCGGCGGGUGUCAUGCGGGUUAUAUCAAUACCUGGUUUCGCGACGCAAUCGCUCGGAAUGUUAAAGUUAUUGAUUUGAAUGUUGACUAUCCAGAUUCAGCUUACGUUACUCAAGAUAUUGGUUUUGUGUACCAUCUACCAGGUACCCUUUUCACCUGUAAAACACUUGAGUUUCUAAGCUUGGAAGGCCCUUUCCUGUUUAAGAUCCCUGCUAUGGUUUGUCUUCCCAAACUAGCAGUCUUGCAACUUAUCAAGGUUUCUUACGAAAUUGGAUCGGACGAGUCUUUUUGUAAUUUUAUAUCUAGUUGUCUAGUGCUCGAUUCGCUCAGCAUCACUAGGUCUUCUGGCGAUAAUUUAAUAGUUUGUGCCAUAUCUUCCCGUUCACUUAGAUUUCUUCAAUUGCAUUUUUAUAGUGCUUUUCUUAGCCACUGGUCUGAGACUGAGCGGCUGACAAUAGAUGCCCCUGCUCUUGAACACCUCAUUUGGAGGGAUGAAGUAUCCAGAAUAUUCUCAUUACAAGGGCUAUCCUCUUUGAGCAAAGUGCAACUUGGUCUGCAUGCUUUGAAAUGCUAUUCCGACUGCUACAAUUUGGUUGUUAAGCAAGUUGAAGCAGUGAAUUGUGCGAAGUCACUGGAGUUAACUCGCUGGACUUCGAUUGCUCUUGCCUGUGCCACUACUAGUGUGUCAACAAGGUUUGAGAAUUUAACCGAAUUGUGCAUAACAUGUAGGUGCUGUGGCUGGAGCUUCCUGAAUGACUUAAUGGAUUGUGCAAAGAAACUAGAAGUCCUUCGCAUCACAAUAGGUUCAAGCUGUAAACGAAAACAUAAAAGAUGCUGGAGGAAACCUACGGAUGUCUUGGAAUGCCUUUUACACAGUCUGGUACAAGUAUCAUUUACUGGAUUUGAAGGCCUUAAGCAUGAGUUAGAACUGAUAAGGUAUAUUCUAAAGCAUGGUUCAGUGAUGAAAAGAGUAAAUUUGGACAUCGAAGCUGCUUCUCGUGAUUCCCUCCUACAAGAGAAGAUAUCAAUGUUCCCCAGAAUCUCUCAUUCCUGUCGAAUCAAAUUUUCUUGAGAUGCCUGCAAUGGUAUGUUUCAUACAAUGGGAUUGUUCUGUGAAGUUUUGUUUGCUGGAUGUUGCGCCAGCGCAGCUUUGAUAAAGUUGUGACAAGACAUUCUAGCCUCGAGGGAUAGUCAUAUAAGCAGUUUCAAUAUCCUAUAUUGUGCGUUAGUCUAAAGAAUUAAGGCUGUUUUGGGAUUUAUUGUUUGUUUUAUCUUCAAAUCCACCAUGACUCUAUGGAUAGACGGCUUGCUGGCAGUUGGUGGUUGCUUAGUGCUCUAAGUCACUUGGCUUAAUGUUGGCUGUGUUUAAAUUUCACUAGUUAGUUGCUUUUUAAAUUUCAUGUUUAAAUAUCUAGUCUUGAUGAAGAUUCGAUAUACUCUAUUGAUAACUAUAUCUGGUCCUGGACUUUUGACAACUCAGGUUAGCAUUUUCAUAAUGUGGUUGAUUUGUUUUCCAGAGAGAUAAUUGGUUGGUGCUCCAGCAAACUCUAUUCUAGAAUUCGAUUUGUGUAGGUAGUUACAAUGUUUAUGCGUUUAUACAACCAUGAUUGAGAAAUUAUAUUAGGCAUAUAGAUUCGACUUUUCCCCUAUGUUCAUUUUCUUGUAAGUACAAAGUUCUGUGGUUUUUUAAUAUUGCCUGAGCUUGCAAUAUCAGGCAGUUUUAGGUUUUCCUUUGUAGAUUUUUUCAAGUCAAAGAUAGAUCUUGAGGAUCAGAAAUGAAAGGCUCCACAGGGUCCUUGAACCCGAAUUUCUAGUGCUCAAGUUGAAGCAACAGGCGCAGAUAGAUCAUAAUAGACUGCAUUCUCAACGUUUAAGUAUACAAAAAAUGGUAUCAACCGCAGAUCAAAACUAGCAAACCUUUCCUCUGAUUUCUUCUUUCCAAGGAGAUUGUUUAGUGCUUCAACAGUUGGACCCAUGUACUUCUGCAAUUUAUAAAAAGAUUUGAAGCCAAAGUAUUAGGUUUCAAGGUCAGUUACCUCAAAAGUGAAUGAGCUAUGGUCUCAAUGUCUUUAUUUAAAUACAAUCAACGUUGCAGUUUAUUUAGCUUGAAAUGUGAUCUGAUUAUGUAUGUUUUCAUCACAUUGAAAGUUUAGUCUUCUUGUAGUAGUGAACUUAUGUUUUGCAGAGACCAUUUGUUUGUUGGGGACGAGAAUUUUACUUCUUUUUGGUACCUGAAUGCAUUCUGAUUGUUUAUGUUAAGGAGAUGUUAUAGAUCAGAAAGGAUGGUUUUCUCCAUAGAACUAAUGUGGCGUUAUGUGAUUUGGAAGAAAUUUGAUGUUCCUGUGUGAACAAUUAUAUCAUUGCAGACUUAUCAAAUCACUUCUGCUUUUGUGAAAUGAGCUGACUUCUUGAUUAUACUGAAUGAUAUACUUCUAUUAAAAGGAGCUCUGCCAU
Molecule: messenger RNA, 3026 nt
Organism: Oldenlandia corymbosa var. corymbosa
Lineage: Eukaryota; Viridiplantae; Streptophyta; Magnoliopsida; Gentianales; Rubiaceae
Source: the annotation of a GenBank genome assembly